This is a messenger RNA of Condylostylus longicornis, 799 nucleotides long. Its product is annotated as succinate dehydrogenase assembly factor 2-B, mitochondrial-like. Gene Ontology annotation, biological process: mitochondrial electron transport, succinate to ubiquinone; tricarboxylic acid cycle; protein-FAD linkage. Bases 139 to 633 code for a protein of 164 amino acids. NCBI's taxonomy places the organism in Eukaryota, Metazoa, Arthropoda, Insecta, Diptera, Dolichopodidae. The record is from RefSeq and is a predicted model, not a curated record. Gene Ontology annotation, cellular component: mitochondrion. The transcript is spliced from 3 exons.
UCUAAUAAAAACAAAAAUAGGUUUGACAGUUCUCAACUACCGAAUCAAUAACCAAAUUUAUUUUUCAAAAUUUAGUUAUUGUAAAUAAAGUUUUGAAAGAUUAAUUACAAUAUUUUAAUUGAAGGAAGUUGCUGAAAAAUGUCAAUAUCUGCAAGUUUAACUUCAUUGAGAAAUGCAAUGACAAAAAGAUCCUGUCGAUUGGUUAAGGAUGCACAUCGAACACUUUCUUCUGGUAGCGAUAAAUCUGACGGACCUGUUAAUGGAAAUAUUCCCAUGAUCGAUUAUGAUGACCCCGAUUAUUUACCUAUACCACAAUAUCCUGCAAAAAUAAACGAACCAUUAGAACAAAAAAGACAGAGACUUCUUUACCAAUCUCGUAAAAGAGGAAUGUUGGAAAAUGACUUACUUUUAUCAACAUUUGCUAAAAAAUAUUUGAAAGAUAUGAAUGAAGAAAAUCUUGUUUUUUAUGAUCAAUUGAUUAAUGGCCCUUCAAAUGAUUGGGAUAUAUACUACUGGGCUUCAGAAAAUAAAGUAACGCCGCCGCAAUAUGAUACUCCAAUCAUGAAAAUGUUAAAAGAGCAUGCAAAAAACGUUAAAAAGGAAUUGAGGAUUAGACAACCAAGUUUAUAUUAAAAAAUAUAUAAAUGCAAUACAUACACAUCUACAUGUAAAUAAACAUAUAACUAUAAAUAUUCGGCUAAAUUUAGUAAUUUGAAAUUUCAAAUUAUUAGCAUCUCUCAAAAACUUUAUAAAGCGUAGGUAAAGUGGUUAGUUCAAAUAAAUAAUUUUUAAAACUGUU